Molecule: messenger RNA, 1356 nt
Organism: Penicillium daleae
Lineage: Eukaryota; Fungi; Ascomycota; Eurotiomycetes; Eurotiales; Aspergillaceae
Exons: 3
Coding region: 1-1356 (451 amino acids)
Molecular function (GO): protein binding
Source: RefSeq, a predicted model, not a curated record
AUGGCGGGAUCAUUCUCCUCUUCGGAGCACCCGACCGACCGCACCCUUCAUGACCACGACCAGCUCAUUGACGAGAUCCUUCAUGAGAGGCACUGGACCCAGAUUGCGGGACAGGUAUCCAUUUUCGAUAAACUUCCAGCCGAACUCAUCCACCAGAUCCUAUCCCACCUCUCCGCGCGAGACCUCGCUUGCGUGUCCAGAACGUGCCGCAUAUUCGCCGAACAUGGCUCUGACGAUCGCCUUUGGGCCAGACUCGUCAAUUCACAUCUUCCCUUCCACAUCCACGAUCCAGGGAUGUUCCCGUCUUUUCGUCGACUAUACCUUGCCCACCUACGGUACUGGUUCAUCCCUCAAAGCAAGAUCUGGUUUGCGGAUACCGAGGCGCACGGUUGUCUGAUCCUAGCUCGGUAUGACCAUCGACGAGGUGUAAUAGAGGCAUACCGAGUCAUUGCAGACCGAGGCGAACCAAAGUUCCACCUUUGGGAAGCCCAUCCGGACGUUAUGAUCCAGUCAUUUGAACCCAAGAUCAGCCUGUGGCUAGAUGACCCAGUUCUCCUCCUCAAAGACCAAGAGCCAUCGAACCCAAUCGCCGCUUGUCAGACGUGGAACCCAGAUCGCCGGAUGCCUAUGGCGGCAGAGUCUCACUAUGUUUUCAGCUCGCUCAUGUUUUGCCCCAAGGAGUUGCCGGGUCAGACAACCAUCCCAUCGGCCGCGCUCUGGCCGCCCUCGAUGAUACCUAGUCCGGAGCGAAUAUAUCGAGGUAUGUCCUUAACAGAUGCGUAUCUGCCAAGUUGCGCAUCAGAAGCGUCCUUAAUCGGGUUCCGCCUCAAGCGAUGGGCCAAUUUUCGAUUUCAGAUGACGUCAACUGGCAACGAAGCGAUAUCUAAUUACGCGACCAUCGAUCCGGAACUGUACGUUCCCACAAAAGAGAAGCCGUAUCAAGGAAUUUGGAUUGGAGACUACUCCGCUCAUGGCUGCGAAUUUCUUCUCAUAUACCAACAAACCCAACCUUCCCGCUACGGUCCAGCUGGUGCUCGGCAGGGAAACGACCAGUGGAACACUUUGAGAGCAGUCAAACUGACAGGGGACCCAAAUGUUCCCCGUGGAGAGGUCACGUUUGUCGCGCAUGAUAUCGGACCUAAUGGCCUUGUACGUGUGGCUGAUGAAGAGCCAUUUGCCGGUGCCCGCAUCGUACACUGCUUUGGACACGUGGCGGGCCUUGGUUUCCGCGAUGAUACUUUUAUCGCGUCUCAACUCAUCCUUGUCUCCACCGAUUACAUCGCCCAUUAUUGGGUGGAGAUGGGCCACAUCUCGUACUUCCGUCGUGUGAAUAUCGACGAGCUCUUGCAGAUCUAA